Gossypium raimondii (Peruvian cotton) is the source of this 2056-nucleotide messenger RNA. RefSeq lists its product as hypothetical. The record is from RefSeq and is a predicted model, not a curated record. Bases 359 to 1810 code for a protein of 483 amino acids. The transcript is spliced from 6 exons. NCBI's taxonomy places the organism in Eukaryota, Viridiplantae, Streptophyta, Magnoliopsida, Malvales, Malvaceae. Gene Ontology annotation, biological process: protein transport.
UCUCUUCCAUAAAAAAAGAAAAAAAAUCUCUGAAAUUCCUUUCGUUUUAGCUUCUGUUUUCUUUCCUAUUAUUACACACACACAACACAUUCUAGCUUUCUCCUUAUCUCUUCUUCCUCUUCCUUUUGUAUUCUUCUUCUUUAACUGAAACGCUUUUCUCUGAAGUCCUUGCUUUUUAUACCUACAAAACAACUUUUUUUUUCUUUUGCUUUGAGUCUUUGACAUGGAGAUUACAGGUGUAACGUGAAGAAGAAACCUUUCUGUUAUCUCUUCUUAUCUUUGUUUAUAUAUCUUAAAACAUUUCCAUCCUCCAAAUAAAAAAGGAAAAGAAACCCAGCGUUUGUUAUUCAUUCUCAACAUGUUUGAUUUGUUUUUGAAGCCAAAGUUCUAUUCAAGAUGUAAAUCGGCAUUAAGGGCUAAUAAGGUGCGAUUGGAGACUAUAAAGAAGAAGAGAAAUGCGGUGGAGAAGUAUUUGAAGAAAGAUAUCGCUGACCUUCUCAGGAACCGUCUUUAUUAUAAUGCUUAUGGAAGGACUGAAGGUCUUCUGGUCGAGCAAAACAGAACCACCUGCUACAAAUUCAUUGAGCAGUUUUCCGAGCUCAUCUUGAAGCAUGUCUCUGCAAUGCAAAAGCAGAGUGAGUGCCCUGAGGAAUGCAAAGAAGCUGUAUCAUCUCUAAUAUAUGCUGCAGCCCGAUUAGCUGAUUUGCCUGAACUACGAACCCUCAGAACGUUAUUUACCGAGAAAUAUGGAAAUUCCUUAGAACCCUAUUUAAAUCAAGAGUUUGUGCAGAAGCUACAGGGAGAGCCUCCUACGAAAGAGAUGAAGCUUCAAUUGAUGCAUGUCAUAGCAAAAGAGUUUUCGAUUGAAUGGGACUCGAAGGCUUUGGAACAGAAACUGUUUAAGCUACCUUCUUCAGAACAAAAGGAAGCCCAGCACAAGUCAUUAAAUGAAGGCGGUGAUCACGGAUACAAGUUGAACGGAAGCAAGAAUGAUACCAUAAAGGAAAGCAACAAUCAUAUUGAUGAGAAUGGAUUGAGUAACAUGCAAGAGUACGGGAAGCCAAUAAGAAAUGAAAUGGACCGCACUUCUCGUCCAAGAAAGGAGGUCGCAGAUGCUAAAUUGAAGCAGCAUAGAAGCAGUAGCAGUGAGGGGGCUUUCGAGAAAAGAAACAAUCAUGAUGAUGAUAACAGAAUGAGAAACAUAAAAGAGUAUGGGAGGCUGAAAAGAAAUGAAAAAGACCUUACUUCUCAUACAAGAAAGGAGGUCGCUGAUGAUAAGAAGCUGCAGAGUAGUAGUGAGGGUGAAUUAACUGAUCAAGAUAUCCUGAAGACUAGUUCUACUUCGGAAGCUAGUGUUUCAGACGAUGGUACAGAAAACAGGAAGCCUUUUUACUAUAGAUUUAUUUCUCCCCCCUCUGUCAAGCCAUUGGUCAAUUUCGGAAAGGAAAAAAACAGCACUGAGGAGCUUAAAGCACCAAGUGGUAAUAUAGAUGCUGAGGAAAUCAAUAAACCGGAUGAUUCAGCUGUUGAAAGUAAGCCAAAACCAAGGUCAGUUAGGACGAGACGUUUGAAACCACCACCAGAUCUGGGGGUUGGCUUACAAAGUGCUAAACCCGAUCCAAGUUCUUCUCCAGGGAAUGCUGCACCAUUUCCAAAAGAAGUUUCAAGUCCAACUGAAGCAGAAGGAAGGAACAAACAGGCGUCCUCAUUCGAGCGAGACAUGUUUCCCAAGCAUGCAAAUCGAAAGCUACCGGAAUACGAUGGUUUGGGGACUCGGCUUGGAGCUAUACAUAGGGGUAAAAGAAAUUAGCAUUAGGAGAGUAGUGAUAUUUACCUUCUACAUUCAUUCUAAUUCUUCGCCCCUAUAGGAAAUUAGUUUAUUGGUUCAUUCAUAUUCAUCAUAUAGCUCCAUAUUUGAUAAUGGAAACAAGCAUUGGAUUGUCAUUCAAGAAAAGCAAAGAAAAAAGAGAAGGCUUGUAAAAUAGGUUUGGAUAUAUGUAUAGAUUACAGUGUUUACCUGUUUAAUGCAUAAAAAUUUUGGAUGUUUUCCGGUGAA